GCAAGCAGGCGGCAACCUUGGCAACACAACCAUGGGAUGGGAAGGGAAGGGAAACCACCGCCGGCGAACUCUUCUCACACAGCCCUCCCCGCUCAUCCCCACCGCGGCCGACCCGGGCCCCCACCUCACCCACACACACCCCCCGUCCCCUCCUCGCCCCACUCGCCGUCCUCCGUCCAUCCGGAACGCUGGAAACCCCUCAGGGAAAGGUCGACAGCGGCGUUAGCCCCGCUCCUUCCCGCCGCCUCAGCGGGGCCCGCCCGCGUAAACACCGCCGCCCGGAAAAUAAUAGUGCGCAACGGCGGGGGGGGGGGGGGGGAAGCGCCGCGCCGCGCCCCGCCGCCACCACCACCCCCACCCCCGCACCGCGGACCUUCUCCCCGCUCUCCCCUCGCCGGUCGGGGCGACGCGGGACCGGAGGGAGUCGGGUCGUGGCCGGACCCACCUGAGGAAGUUGGCGUCUUGGCAAAGCAGUACCUUGAGCGAGGCCUUCUGGUGCCGGACCACGUCAUCACGCGCGUGAUGAUGACGGAGCUGGAGAAGCGGCGAGAGCAGCCCUGGCUGCUCGACGGUUUCCCUCGGACGCUGGGGCAAGCCGAGGCGCUGGACAGGAUCUGCGAGCUGGACCUGGUGAUCAGCUUGAACAUACCCUUUGAGACGCUGAAGGAUCGCCUGAGCGCCCGCUGGGUCCACCCGGCCAGCGGAAGGGUGUACAACAUGGACUUCAACCCUCCCCAUGUCCAGGGCAUCGAUGACCUGACGGGCGAGCCGCUGGUCCAGCGCGAGGACGACAAACCCGAGGCCGUUGCUGCCAGGCUCAGAAAAUACAAAGAUGCUGCGAAGCCAGUAAUAGAGUUGUACAAGAGCAGGGGCAUCCUUCAUUCCUUCUCGGGGACAGAGACCAACAAGAUUUGGCCGUACGUGUACACUCUGCUUUCCAGCAAGAUCCCACCCCUUCUCUCGGACGAGGAGAACUAAACGGCUUGUGCCAAGGACCAAGAGUUAAUUUGAUCACGGAUUUGGUUUCUCUGCGCGGUGCUGGGGCUGUGCUCAGAUUAGGCGAUCGUGUGGUACCUAAAGUCCCUUCCCUGGGUGUACUGGGUGACAUCGGUGGAUACACGUUUAUAGCCAGUAUCAGGGCGAAAAGAUCUUUGCUUGUAAGGUCAAGUUUGCUAGAAUAAGGGUUUUUUUUCCUCUCUUGAGGCUAUAAAGUAUUCCUGCCUGUGGUCCAAGUACACACACAGACCAGUGAUGCAAACCUGGGUAAUGAUCAUACCAGGUUUACACAGCUUGCCACGAUGUUCUUGCCACCCCCAUACAAACCCCAGUCUCUGAGCCUACAGUGUGCCAUCCUGUUGCUCCACAGUACCGUUUACUGCAGAUUACUCCCUAGGCUGGGGGUUUUUUAAAUUAAAUUACAUUAAAUUAAAUCUAUUUCUCAGAAAAAUAAAGCUCUAAAAAGCGAGACUUAGCCCAGUGGGAAUCGGUGAGCAACAUGGAAAAUGUGUACACUACAAAGCUCAGAAAUGUGAAGAUCACAUUUCCAGCAUUAAUACACAUAAAAGAGGAAAAACAUUGGAGGUAAAACACGUACUCGUGCUUCUUCCAUAGAGAGCCAUGAAACCCCUGUUAUAAAAAGCUGCUGUACAGUCUAGUUUUCAUGAGAUGCUGUGACACUGAGCAGGAUCUGUGCUGGGGAUGAGUUGCACUCCUUUGUGCUUACCUUGUUUAUAGCUUUUAAUACUACAAGAUACAGUCACGUUGUAAGAGUUUCUCCCAAAGAUGUAUUUUAAUGUGUGCUUUAGUUUUUGGGGAGAAAUCAAGUCAUUCCAUCUUCUGUGCUGCCUUUGUCCCCGAGGUCCCCCAGCGACGGGGGGUCUUCCCUAUGCGGUUCCCGCUGCGGCUGCAGCAUCCCUGGCAGAAGCAGCUCCCUCCCCACGAACCCCCGGAGAGAUGAGAGCCUUCCCUUCCUUGGGACGCGUGCAGGGGCUGCCGAGGGCUGUGCCCAGGCAUUUCCCCGAGAUUUACGGCAUCAUCUGAGUGUGUCUGCUCGCCCGCAGGAGCUUUGCGGCCGGGUGGCUUUUCUCAACUGGAAGUACUGUAACCCUCUUUGGUGGCAGGAUGCAGUACCUAAGCAAUGGGGACGUUCUUUUUGUCUCCUCGAGUUGCCUUAUUUUAUAGACUAUAUAUUUAAGAAAAAAAGCAAGAUGUGUAUUUUUAAAAGGUUUAAAAAAAAAAAAAAAGCGCUGAAUUUUAGCGUCGACUUUUGGGAACUCUGCACGAAGCUGCUUGCCUUCGCAGAGCGUGCUGCAGUCUGCCAUGGGUGGCUCAGGAGGGAGGCAGAAAAGCUGUCACUCCCCGGCACCCGUUUGAUUCAUUAGAGCAGCCUGGGCAAGUUUCUGUUGCUGAAACGUCGCUGGUUUUCUUUUUGCUUGGAGAGUGCGGCAGGGGAGGGGGAGCUGACUGGCUUUUUUAGGGAUGCACGGGCUCCGCGUGCGAAACCUCAGCGCAUCCCCGGGCAUCUUCAAUCCCUGCUGCGCCAACCUGCAUCCUCAUGCUAUCGGGGGGGGGGCCUGAUGUUUGCUCUCCCCGUCGGAGGCAGCUUUGCCCCGGCGCUCUCCUGAUAACGGAGCCAGAAGCCGUCGGGCAUCUGCCGAGUGAGAUCUCUGCCCGCGUGCUGCUGCCUGCUCUGCGGCGGCAGCGGGGUAAGGCUCCGCAUCCCGCUCUGGGUGGGAAUUUCCCGGGUGGGAGCAGAGGGACCGCCGGGUUUCACUGCUGUCCCUAGGGGUCUUUCCAUCCCCCCCCCCGGAGCUCCUGGGCUGGGAGGACGCAAAUCUUCCACCCUGCAAUGAAAUCCUAUUUAAGAAAGAUUUGAGAUUUUCCCAUGACCCUCGGACGAAGGUCUGGGCUGUUUUUUAAACACAAAUCUAGAAAUAGCCAAAAUGUGCGUGCUGUUUCUUUCUAACAGUGUUGGGCAGGAGGGGAGGAGGUGAUUGGGGGGGGGGUGUUUAGGCUAUAAAAGCAGCCUGGCCGCGGCGGGCGGCUCUGCCGGGGCCGAGUGCCGGGCAGGGGGGCUGCUCCUUGCUUUCCCUUGCCUAGCUCUUGUGUCUCAUCCUUCUCUGCUGCAAAAUGCCUCCUGCAGAGGGGCUUGGCCCACGCAGCGCCCAGCGGCGGGACAGGGCUCGCAGAUGUCUUUGCCCCAGGAGAGCCGCCCGAGCGCUUGUUUUAAAGGCUUUGAGCCCUAUAGAUGUAGAAAUCCCGCGACUGUGCAUGCGUCAAGCCCUCGGGAUAGAUUUUUUUGCUACAAGAGUUGUUGUACGGUGCGUAUUCAUAGACCAAAUACCGGCAGGGAUGAGGUCCCGGAGCGACACGUGUCCCUCGCCUUUCCUCCCCGCCGCGCUCCCCUUUGGUACUUUACUGUGAAUCUCCCGCCUUUUCUAAAGCGACAGCAAUUUUGUACCGACCCAAGAUACUGUGUGCUGGGAGGAGGGUCUCCCCGCGCGCGGGGCACCGCUGGCACAUCACGCCGAGUUUUCUUCCUGGAGUUUCUUCCCGGUGAAUCGCUGCAGCUGUGUUACGCCUUGAAAGAUGUAAAUAAAAUUUUUCUCCUGCUUA
Messenger RNA from Aquila chrysaetos chrysaetos, 3615 nucleotides. It is a transcript of the gene AK4, whose product is annotated as adenylate kinase 4. Gene Ontology annotation, biological process: nucleobase-containing compound metabolic process. The record is from RefSeq and is a predicted model, not a curated record. The transcript has 5 exons. NCBI's taxonomy places the organism in Eukaryota, Metazoa, Chordata, Aves, Accipitriformes, Accipitridae. Gene Ontology annotation, molecular function: ATP binding; nucleoside diphosphate kinase activity; AMP kinase activity. Gene Ontology annotation, cellular component: mitochondrion; cytoplasm. The coding region runs from base 37 to 978 and encodes 313 amino acids.